CUUUAAAUAACUUUAGUCGUUGAUUAGCGCAGUUAGUGACAAGACAUUAAAAUGUACUGGUUGAUUUGGUCGGUGACCAUUGUUUUCAUCGUGUGGAAUUACUACCGCGAUGUUUUUCACUACUGGCAACGUCGCGGCGUCCCGACGCCUCCGUACCAGUUCCUCGUUGGGCAUAUGGGACCCACAUGCACAUUCAAGAAGAAUUUCGGUGUUAUUAUGACGGAAAUCUAUCAGUCUUUCCAAGGAUUUCGAUACGUGGGAUUUUAUAAUUUUACACGCAAAGGAAUCGUCCUGCGAGAUACCGACUUAAUCCGUGAUAUUCUAGUAAAAGAUUUUCCUUCGUUCCACGAUAAUAACUUUGAUAUAUCCGAAGAACAUGACAUCAUCUUUGGUAAGAACCCGUUUGUUCUGAAAGGCGACCGCUGGAAAAUCGUACGCGCACAAAUAACGCCUAGCUUCACAACUGGAAAAGUCAAAGCAAUGAUGCCGUUAUUCAUCGCAAACAAUGCUAAACUACUGCGGUAUUUACAAGAGAAAACAACUGGAAAUGAAAAAGUAUUAGAGGCAAAAGAACUGGCGAGUAAAAUAACCUGUGAGAAUGUCGCAAGUUGUGCCUUCGGUUUAGAUGGCGGCUGUUUUCUACAAGAACACUCAGAAUUUCGCGAAAUGGGCAGGAAACUAUCACACCCAUCAUUUGCAAACGGCCUCAAACGUUUCUGCCUGUUUAUUGUACCAUCACUAAGCAAAAUAUUAAAAGUGAAAUUCUUUUUUGACGAAAUCACCGACUUUCUGCGCAAAAUCGUGCGUGAAACACUCAGCUAUCGCAAAGAAAAUAACAUCAACCGCAACGAUUUCCUAGACGCAAUGCAAGACCUCCACGCAAAAAUCAACAACGAUCAAGUUUUCGGCGAGGAUGAUAUCCUAGCUCAUGCUGGAGGUUUCUUUUUAGAUGGUUUCGAAACAAGCGCAGUUGCUAUCAGUCACGUAAUGUACGACAUUGCAGCGAAUGUCCAAGUCCAACAGAAAUUACGCCGAGAAAUUAAUGAAGUCCUCGGUAAACACGGCAGUUUAACAUUCGAAGCCAUUCAAGACAUGCAAUAUUUAGAUUGUGUCAUCAAAGAAUCGAUGCGGAUGCAUGUUGCACUCCUGACACUCGGAAAACUGUGCAAUCAAACAUAUAAACUUCCACCGGCAAAAGAAAAUGGCACCGGACCGGAAGUAACACUCGAACCGGGUACAAUCGUAGUGGUACCCACAGCUGGCCUACAAAUGGAUGCGAAAUAUUUCCCAGAGCCAGAAAAAUUCAUACCGGAACGCUUCAAUGACGAAAAUAAAGAGAAAAUCAACCGCUUCGCAUAUUUACCGUUCGGCGAAGGUCCCCGAAAGUGUCUGGGAAGUAAAUUCGGCAGUUUACAAACUAAAAUGAGCAUAAUUGCGAUUGUACAGAAUUUUAACUUGUCCGUAAAUGAGGAAACGCCGAAAUUUCCGUGGGAUUUGGAUGGCAUGGGCGUGAUGAAUGUGCCACUCGGUGGGCUGUGGCUUAAUUUCGAUCGUAUUACAAACAAAUCAUAAACAAUUCACCACUGCGUCAUCGUCCCUUAUCUAGCAGCUAAAUAUUUACCCAAAACAAUUAAAAAUAAAAACCUUCCUUUUGUAGAAAUAAAAAUUAAUUAGAGAAUAAAAAUGAAGUUAUCAA
Messenger RNA from Dalotia coriaria, 1696 nucleotides. RefSeq names its product cytochrome P450 6k1-like. Gene Ontology annotation, molecular function: monooxygenase activity; oxidoreductase activity, acting on paired donors, with incorporation or reduction of molecular oxygen; heme binding. The coding region runs from base 52 to 1572 and encodes 506 amino acids. The transcript is spliced from 2 exons. Lineage: Eukaryota; Metazoa; Arthropoda; Insecta; Coleoptera; Staphylinidae. The record is from RefSeq and is a predicted model, not a curated record.